AUGAAGCUAUUAUAUGCAGCAACAGCUCUCUACCUUUUGGCUCGUGAAAAGCUAGUUGGAGCUAUAGCCACACAAAAUGAUCAUACCGCACAGUUCUGCUUUACACGAUACAGCUCCGAGAGCGUAUCUUCUAUUUCGACUACAACACGCACAAUCAAGAUUCCAUCAUAUACUAUUUCUACAUAUCAUCCAGGAGAGAUGAUAACAGUUACGCCCCCGCCGACAGUAACCACCACUACUUCUAUUUCCGUAGCCACGUCUACGCAAAUUGGAGGAGCUACCCAAACUGUCACAAGCAAUGUUAUCUCUACUGGCACGGUUAUCCAGACAACAAUCCUAUUUGAAACAACAGAAGUUGGUCCUACUGUCACUAUAACAGCCGCACAAUCAACUUUAACUGUCCCUGCAUCUUCUGGAUUUCUUCCUCUGGCAAACGACCCUUAUGUGAUAGCCAAUGGAGGGGCUGGAGGGGCCACCAAGAAGCGUAGAGAGGCCAACAUACACUCAGAGGUCAGUAUUUGGAUGACAAAUGAUCAAGAAAUAAAUUCACUAACCAGAAAUACACCCUCUAAGCCAACCAGCCCCAAUAACCGCCGUUACCCCUACCAUCAUCCUCACCAAGCUGCUAAUCCAGAGCUGGCUGAUUUUUCAGCUCCUGAUCCUAAGGAUUUCGAUAUUAAGGUUAAGCCAAAAAGGGUUACUCAAACACAAAUAAUCACUCUUCAGUCACAAAGAGGAGAAACUACAACUUUGCCUCCGGAAGUUGCAACUUCCGUCAUACUGUCAACAUCAACACAGUUCAUUACAUCGGCACCAGCUACCACUACUACAACAGUUGUCCAGAUCGAAAAUGUAACCUCAAUAACCACCGAGAAGGAUGUGAUCACUCAUAGUUCACCAACUACAACAACCACAUUCCCACCACAAGCUACAAUAUAUGAUAUGUGCCAGGAGAACAACAUAGUAGCAACCGUAGGAGGGGCUACCAUCGACUACUCCCUACCUAGCUAUGGUGAAUCCAGUCUUCAACUUCACUGGACAUGUAUCGCGGAUCCUUAUGUGAAACCAUAUAACUGCUGUGCCAUAUGUGCACAGUCAUCUACAUGUGUUGGAUAUUACUACAAUACAGAUACAACGGCCAAUCCUGGUCCUGCAGUGACUUGCUUCACUCAUGAAGCGACAGAUGGUGUUUGCGAUCCCUCUGGACUUCGCUACGUCUUCCGUGCAGAUCCUAAGCGUAACACUCUAUCUCCUGAUAUAGUCGGAAAUGGAAAUUGCGGUAAAGGACAACUUGAUAAUGGGGCUAGACCAACGCUGGAUGGUAAAUCGUGA
This is a messenger RNA of Botrytis deweyae, 1332 nucleotides long. RefSeq lists its product as uncharacterized. Bases 1 to 1332 code for a protein of 443 amino acids. NCBI's taxonomy places the organism in Eukaryota, Fungi, Ascomycota, Leotiomycetes, Helotiales, Sclerotiniaceae. The record is from RefSeq and is a predicted model, not a curated record. The transcript is spliced from 2 exons.